This is a messenger RNA of Aptenodytes forsteri (emperor penguin), 1482 nucleotides long. It is a transcript of the gene BEST4, whose product is annotated as bestrophin 4. Gene Ontology annotation, molecular function: chloride channel activity. The record is from RefSeq and is a predicted model, not a curated record. NCBI's taxonomy places the organism in Eukaryota, Metazoa, Chordata, Aves, Sphenisciformes, Spheniscidae. The coding region runs from base 1 to 1482 and encodes 493 amino acids. The transcript has 10 exons.
AUGACCAUCUCCUACACACUGAAAGUCGCCAACUCCCGUUUUGGAGGUUUCUCCAAGCUGCUCUUCCACUGGAAAGGCAGCAUCUACAAGCUGCUGUACAAGGAGUUCGUCGUCUUCAUGGCGCUGUACGCUGUGCUCAGCCUUGUCUACCGGCGGCUGCUGACUGAGGAGCAGAAGCGCCUCUAUACCAAAGUGGCUCAGUACUGCAACCGCUCCACGGACCUCAUUCCUAUGUCAUUCGUCCUAGGUUUUUAUGUUACUCUGAUCGUGAACUGGUGGUGGGCCCAGUACACCAGCAUCCCCCUGCCCGAUCAGCUCAUGUGCGUCAUCUCUAGCAAUGUCCACGGCAAGGAUGAGAGGGGCCGGAUCCUGCGGCGCACCCUCAUCCGUUAUGCCAACCUGUCAGCGGUCCUCAUUCUGCGCUCCAUCAGCACCAGGGUGCUCAAGCGCUUCCCCACCAUGGACCACGUGGUGGAAGCGGGCUUCAUGACGCAGGACGAGCACAAGAAGUUCGAGAGCCUACACUCUGACUUCAACAAGUACUGGAUCCCCUGCGUGUGGUUCACCAACCUGGCGGCCCAGGCCAGGCGGGACGGCCGCAUCCGUGACGACGUGGCCCUCCGCCUGCUCAUGGACGAGCUGAAUCUCUACCAGGCCAAGUGCAGCAUGUUGUUCCAUUACGACUGGAUCAGCAUCCCCCUGGUGUACACACAGGUGGUCACCAUCGCUGUCUACUCCUUCUUCACCUUCUGCCUCAUUGGGCGGCAGUUCCUGGAGCCGCUGGAGCCAGGGCAGGAGGGGCACCUGGACAUGUAUGUCCCUCUCUCUACCCUCCUCCAGUUCUUCUACGCCGGCUGGCUGAAGGUUGCAGAGCAGAUCAUUAACCCUUUUGGAGAAGAUGACGAUGACUUUGAGACCAACAAGCUGAUAGACAGGAACCUGCAGGUGUCCCUGCUUUCUGUGGAUGACAUGUACCAGAACCUGCCCCCUGCAGUGAAGGACAAAUACUGGAAUGAGUCCACGGCUCAGCCCCCCUACACUAUGGCCACAGCCUCUGAGACCUUGAAGCCCUCGUUCCUGGGCUCCACCUUUGACAUGUGUGUGUGCGAGGAUGCAGAGCAGAGCCAGAUGGUGGAGGCCUCGCCAAGUGUGCCAUGCAUCCAGACACCCCUGCUCAGCCGCUUCUUCGCUGCCGCAUCCCCUGCCAUCAGCAUCAAGAACUUCAGCCGGGGUAGCCGAGCCCACUCCCAUGUGUGGCGUCCGCAGACAGACGGUGGCUUCCCCUCCCCUUACCCCAAAUGCUCUGAGGACCCCGAGUUGGUGGCCCGCAUCGAGGAGGAAGAGACGGAGGAUGAAGCGAGCCGGGCCAGCGAGCCCACCACGCCUGGCAGUCACCCAGGGAAGGAGCUGCUGCUGAUCCAGGUGAAGGCACCAUCCAGCGAGAGCAUUGGGGCUGACGGGCGGGAGGCCUGGGAGCCCUGA